AUGAGACUCUGUCUCUCUGGGUUGCUCUUCCUCCUGGUGAUCCUAUUGCCUCCAGGGAAUUGCUUGUUUGGAAAUGAUGGAGUAGAAGUUCAGGCUUGCAAUGACAUUGGUGGCAGAUGUUUUCUUGGCUGUAAAAUUGGAUGGAAAUGGGUUUCCUUCUGCUACAGCGUACUUUCUUGUUGCACAGAAAUAAAGAAAAACCAGCCCCCCCAGGUCAGAGAGUACUGA
Molecule: messenger RNA, 228 nt
Organism: Pteronotus mesoamericanus
Lineage: Eukaryota; Metazoa; Chordata; Mammalia; Chiroptera; Mormoopidae
Gene: DEFB136
Product: defensin beta 136
Exons: 2
Coding region: 1-228 (75 amino acids)
Biological process (GO): defense response to bacterium
Source: RefSeq, a predicted model, not a curated record